Messenger RNA from Centruroides sculpturatus (bark scorpion), 1216 nucleotides. RefSeq names its product fatty aldehyde dehydrogenase-like. Gene Ontology annotation, cellular component: cytoplasm. Gene Ontology annotation, biological process: aldehyde metabolic process. Gene Ontology annotation, molecular function: aldehyde dehydrogenase (NAD+) activity. The coding region runs from base 138 to 1175 and encodes 345 amino acids. The record is from RefSeq and is a predicted model, not a curated record. NCBI's taxonomy places the organism in Eukaryota, Metazoa, Arthropoda, Arachnida, Scorpiones, Buthidae. The transcript has 7 exons.
UUAGUCAAACCUUAAGCAAUGCUUUUCAUUACAUUCGAAGCAAUGCUUUUCAUUACAUUUAUGCUAUUUUUGACUUAAAAUAAUUAUAUUAAAUUAUUAAAUUUAAUAUUUCAGGUUUAAUACAGAAGAAUAUUAAAAUGCCAACAGAGUAUUUUAAGGUUUUACAGACAGCUCAGAAGGCGUUUGCUAGUGGUGUGACAAAACCCAUCAAAUUUAGAUUACAGCAACUCAAAUUGCUUCUUAAACUUUGUGAAGAAAAUGAAGAAAAGUUAAUAGAGGCUGUUAAAAAAGAUUUAAAAAAAUCUAAAAUAGAAAUUAGACUUACUGAGUUGGAAUAUUUGAAAAAUGAAAUUCGAGGUGCUAUUUAUAACUUGACUGAAUGGGUGAAACCACAAUCAACUGAAAAGAAUCUCGUCCUGCUUAUGGAUGACAGUUUUAUACAUUCUGAACCAUUUGGAGUUGUAUUAAUUAUAGGACCUUGGAAUUAUCCUGUACAGUUAUCACUUGUACCUUUAGUUGGAGUAAUUUCUGCUGGAAACUGUGCAGUUAUUAAACCAUCAGAAAUAUCAGAAAAUGCUGCGGAAGUAUUAGAAGAAUUACUUCCAAAAUAUUUACAUCAGGAUUGUUAUCAAGUUGUAAAAGGUGGUGUUCCAGAAACUACUGAACUACUGAAGGAAAAGUUUGAUUAUAUCUUUUUUACCGGAUCCACAGCUGUUGGAAAAAUUAUAUAUCAAGCUGCGGCUAAAAAUUUAACUCCAGUUACAUUAGAAUUAGGUGGAAAAAGUCCAGUAUAUUUGGAUGACUCUGUAAAUAUGGAUAUGGCCUGUCGGCGGAUAAUUUGGGGAAAAUUAUUAAGUUUGGGGCAGACUUGCGUAGCUCCAGAUUACAUACUGUGUAAUGAAGAAGUGCAAGAUUUAUUUUUGAAAUCUUCAAAAAAAGUUUUGGCUGAAUUCUUUGAAGGUGAUCCUAUUGAUUCUCCAGAUAUUGGUAGAAUUAUCAAUGAUAGAAAUUAUAAACGUGUUCAAUCGUAUUUAAAAGAUGGAAAUAUUGCCAUUGGAGGGAAAACAAGAGAUGAAGACCAAUAUAUAGCUCCAACUAUUUUGACUGGUGUAAAGGAUGAGCAUCAAGUGAUGAAAGAUGAGGUACUUUUAAGUGUUUUAUAUAAAUUUGGUUAAUGUAAGUAAACAUUUAAUUUUAAAUUAAUUGCAAAUAAGUA